UCCCCAGAGGGAUGUCUGACCAUGCUUUUGUUAUUGAAUCCGUCACUUCCGGUUGAACGAAACAUCCUGUGGGAGUCCUAGUGGGGUGGAGUAUUCUUUAUUCUGCAUUGACAAACAUGGCGGCCAAGAAAACUCUUAGUGGAGUAAUAAGCGAUGAAUGUACCUGUCCUGUUUGUUUAGAAGACUUCCUGGAGCCUAAGACACUACCUAAUUGUGCUCAUAAUGUGUGCAAAAAGUGUCUGGAGAAGAUAGUAGUUGAAGAAGAGAGGGAAAUACGCUGUCCUGUGUGUCGAAAGGAGUCGAAUAUUCCAAGCGAAGGAGUGAGUGGUUUUCCGACAAAUUGUUUGAUCGUGAAACUGUUGGAGGCCUCACCGGGACGGUUAGAAAGAAUCGAGCUACGAAGAUGUUUGGAAACUAUGAAGGAUGAGCUGCAAACUGUCGAGAGGGACCUUCGAAAGCUUGGAAAUCAGAAGCAGGAGAGACUUGAACGAUGCGAAACCCUCAAAAGUGAAAUCACGUCAACGGCGACUUCUUUAGUAAAAUUCAUCCGAAAACAAGAGAAAGACUUGUGUAGUAAAAUAGAUGAUAUCAUUGCUAAAGAUAUGGAAAUUCUAGGAUAUGAAAAAAGGAAAGAAGAAUGCGAAGGAAUUAGAAAAGAAUUGAGAGACUUCGUGUCUAAGACGGAGGCGGUUUUAAAAAAUAGCGAUGGACCGAAAAUAGUCGAGAUGAAAGAACGCCUCAUUGAGGAGGGAAAGACUGUCAAAAACAGGGCAAAGAAAAUCUAUACAGAAGAACCCCACUCUAUUAUUCUUUUAACACGGUUUGAGAAAAUUGUUUCUCUUCGUAAAGGAUUUGGAAGAAUUAAAACUGGGACGGAGAUAGAUUUUGAGUUAUCAGACGAUGUUGGAAGGAGUGAUUCGUUCUCAAGUCUCAAUGGAAGCUCAUUGCAGCGAACAAAUGGUUCUUUUGUGAAUUCCGUAGAAGCUAUGAAUUCUAGUUCAUCAACCAUAUCGGCUCUAGAUCUCUCGUUCCCUGUUUUUCAAUCGGCUUGUAUAACUCGUACGAUUUUGGGAAGUGUUAUUGGGCUAGAGACAAUUUCUCCAGUAGCUAUUGCAUCGAACCCGGUUACUUGCGAUAUUGCAGUAGCAGAGCCGGACAACAAUAGAAUUCUAGUGCUAAAUGGACAAGGAGGACUUAAAAAGAGAAUUGCUUCAGGAUCUUUGCCUUACUCAGGAGUAGCAUUCACAGGGGAUGGGGAAAUCAUUACAGUGUACAGCUCUAAGGAGUUGUUGCACAUUGACCCAAACACUGGGAAAAUCUCGGGCAAUUUCAAAACAACAGAUCAUGGGGUACGUCACCGAUCUGUCACAUGUGAUCAGACGGGUCGCCUUAUUGUCACGAGUGAGCCAUCAUCAAUGUUCUACAAGUCUGCCGUGUGUAUAUAUGGUGCCAAUAAUAAUAUUAAUGCACAGCGAGCGGUACUGAAAUUCCCUUGCUACGGCAGUAGUCUUACAUCUUCACCAUUCAAAGCCAUUUACCACCGAGGGGAAUACUUUGUCUCAGAUACUGCCAAAGGAUGUGUCGUUGUGUAUAAUGAGCAAGGGAACUAUGUACGGCAGUUUGGUGCAUGGGGUUCAAUGUUGCGGCGAGGAAAUGGACGAAGUAGAAAUGAGUAUGGUGAACUGACAUCACCCACAGGAAUUGCAUUGGACCCUACGGGCGAGAACUUACUGGUAUGUGAUGUGAGUACAAAGAGCAUUCAGAUGUACACCACAAGUGGGCAGUAUAUGAGCAAGUAUGUUUUAGAUGGAAAGCCUAGCGAUAUUACAGUACUUCGGGAUGGUACCAUCGUCAUCUGCUCCAAAACUGAUCACUGGAUUAAGUUUCUUUCAUUAUCUGGAACAGAUGAUGGUAACGACUAGAUAUGACAUGAAACUAGCUAAGAAAAAUGAACUCCAAACCUCUUUGUGCUUGGUAUGGGCAGGGCUGUCAACCCCCAAGAUAUUCAAAUCUGGAGAAUUGAUAGGGAAGGGAAAUGACGUCACAGCGCGUCAAAAAGCGCGCAAAAAGACGUCUUUCGCUUUGUAACAUUUGAUG
Molecule: messenger RNA, 2097 nt
Organism: Actinia tenebrosa (Australian red waratah sea anemone)
Lineage: Eukaryota; Metazoa; Cnidaria; Anthozoa; Actiniaria; Actiniidae
Molecular function (GO): protein binding
Source: RefSeq, a predicted model, not a curated record